Molecule: messenger RNA, 1576 nt
Organism: Ochotona princeps (American pika)
Lineage: Eukaryota; Metazoa; Chordata; Mammalia; Lagomorpha; Ochotonidae
Gene: IER5L
Product: immediate early response 5 like
Exons: 1
Coding region: 227-1456 (409 amino acids)
Source: RefSeq, a predicted model, not a curated record
CCGUCCGGGGAGCGCGAGCCCGUGGCUGGCGCGCAACGCAUGGUGGCGGCUCCUCUCGGAGCGCAGGCGACCCGCUGACCCGGGGCUUGGUUUCUCCCCUGCCCGGCGCGCCCCGGCGGCCGGCUGGAGGCAGAAACAGCAGCAGCCGAAGCAGCAGCGGAGGAGGAGGAGGAGGAGGAGGCGGCGGCUGCUGCGGCUGCUGUGCCGCCGCCGUCUCCGCGGGAGCAUGGAGUGCGCCCUGGACGCCCAGAACCUCAUCAGCAUUUCCCUGCGCAAGAUCCACAGCUCCCGGACCCAGCGCGGCGGCAUCAAGCUGCACAAGAACCUCCUGGUGUCCUACGUGCUCCGCAACGCGCGCCAGCUCUACCUGAGCGAGCGCUACGCCGAGCUCUACCGGCGCCAGCAGCAGCAGCAGCCGCCCCACCACCACCAGCAGCCCCAGCACCUCGCGUACGCGGCAGCGCCCGGCAUGCCCAUCAGCGCGGCCGACUUCGGCCCGCUCCAACUUGGCGGGGACACGGAGGCGCGCGAGCCGGCAGCCCGGCACCAGCUGCCCCAGCUCCACCAGCUGCACCUCCAGCAGCAGCUGCACCAGCACCAGCACCCGGCGCCCAGGGGCUGCGCGGCGGCGGCGGCCGGGGCGCCGGCGGGCGGCGCGGGGGCGCUCUCGGAGCUGCCCGGGGGCGCCGCCGCGCUCCAGCCGCCGCACGGCGCGCCCCACCGCGGGCAGCCUUUGGAGCCGCUGUCGCCGGCGACUGCGCCGCUGUCGCUCCCGGCGCCCGCGCCCUCCGCGCUCUGUCCGCGGGACCCUCGCGCCUCGGCCGCCUGCUCCGCGCCCUCCGCGCCCCCAGGGGCUGCCCCUCCGGCUGCCGUCGCCGUCGCUGCUUCCCCGGCCCCCGCUGCGGCCCCGGCCCCCGCCGCCUCCUCGCCUGGCUUCUACCGGGGCGCGUACCCGUCCCCCUCGGACUUCAGCGGGCACUGCAGCAGCCAGACCACCGUUCUAGACCUGGACACUCACGUGGUGACGACGGUGGAGAACGGCUACUUACACCAGGACUGUUGCGCCUCCGCCCACUGCCCCUGCUGCGGCCAGGGCGCUCCGGGACCGGGCCUGGCGUCCGCCUCCGGCUGCAAGCGCAAGUACUACCCGGGCCAAGAGGAGGAGGACGACGACGACGACGACGACGCGGGCGAGCUGGGGGCCGAGCCCCCCGGGGGCCCCCCGUUCGCCCCCUGCAAGCGCGCCCGCUUCGAGGACUUCUGCCCGGACUCGACCCCGGACGCGUCCAACAUCUCAAACUUGAUCUCCAUCUUUGGCUCGGGCUUCUCCGGGCUGGUGAGCCGACAGCCGGACUCGUCCUCCGAGCAGCAGCCGCCGCCGCUCAACGGGCAGCUGUGCGCCAAGCAGGCGCUCGCCAACCUCGGCGCCUGGACUCGAGCCAUUGUCGCCUUCUAGGGACCCCCGAGGGCACGGGGACCCGGGGCUCCCCCCACGGGGCCGGGGACAAAGACUCAACGGCCCAGGGACGAGAGGAGGAAAGCGAGCGGGCGCCCGGCUCCCCGGGGCAGAGCUGGG